AUGAAGUCGGCAUUUGGUCUCGCGAUCCUAGCCGCCACUCUCGCUACUGGCCUCGGCCACAACGAUUGGUCGAAGCCCUGCUUCAAUGGCGAGUGCGCAUACGAUCUACCUGACCACCUUGGCCAGUCGGGGACUGUCAAGCUUAUGGCCAAGUCCCCGCACGCCAUCGCGGAUAUUACCCCGGCGGCGGGAUGGGUGGUCCUUGAUUGUGACCCGAACGCCCUCAGUCAAGACAUUCGUCUCGUAUGCCAGAACGACGACACUGAGGCGUCUGGGUGCAGCCACUUCUUCGAAGGUUCAGGACCUGUGCACAAAUAUGUCCGACUACCUGAGAGUUGCUCGUCCUCUCCGUUUGCCAGGAUUUCGAAGUACUGGGUACACGACGACCAGUCGGUUGGCGCGCACCACCAAGUGACCCGACGAGACGGUGUCGCACCUCAGGUUCUUGCUAUCAGUAUUGACGACAAGUUCGAUCAAGCUGACCACUCCCUACACGGGGAUGUCGACUUCAUUGCCUACGGAAUAACCGAACCAGGAGUUGAUACCAACUUCGCCAUUCCUGAUGACCUUGCUUCGCCGGAAGCUGUCGAGGCAUUCAUGAAUUACGCUAUGGAUCAGUUAAUGGAUAAGUCGCGGCCCUCGACGCCAACUUCCCCCCGGGGUUCCACGCCGGCAUUCAAGUUCACCAAGAUAGAUGCAUACAUCCAGCCCUACUACUUCAAUGGCCCACCCGGCGCCCCACCCAAAAUCGACUACCCAACCGGAAAGGACGUCGUCAAGAAGGACGACUCCGGCAGCUUCGGUAGUUCCACUGAUGCGUGGAGGUCGUUCGAAAUCAAGUCCGAAGACCUGCAGUGCAAGUUUCCUGUAAAGUACAACACAACCGCCAGUGGGGGAUUGGCCGUCACCGGGAAGGUCGAUACUUUCUUUUGGGGUAAGUUGAAGUGGGGCGGCGUUGCAACGGGUAAGAAUGGCAUCCUCGAUCGUAUCUUCGGGUUCUUCGACGGCCUCGAAGCUCAUAUGCGACAUGAGCUCUCCCUCAACGGCAAAUUUGGUUGGGAAGUAGAGAACCCACCUUGGGGCAUUCCAGGAGUCACAGCGCUGGAGUUCGGGCUUGCCAAACUAGGCCUCUUGGGUGGUAUCAAGCUCGAGGCCAGUGUAUCGGCGGAAGCUUCUUUGGAGCUCACAACCAAAUUGCAGUAUGGCGUACAACAAGGUGUCAUCACGAUCCCGCCCAAAAGUGGAUCUAAGUUGAAGCCAUACUUCAAUUCCACUGAGGUUGGAGCCAAGUAUGGCGCCGCUGGAAAAGCCAAAGGCGCCGUCGAAAUCGCGGUUACUCCGAAACUCCUGCUCGGUGCUGCCGCGGGCGGAGGAAAGCCCACUACAGCCAACGGCUUUGUCGGUUUCGAGUUUAAGCUCUCCGCUGAGGUAGAGGUGUCCAAGACCUUUGCUGAGAGCUCUGGCUCGUCCUCACCGCCGUCGAGCCCCCGGGGCCGUCGGGCUAUAGAGGAGAGGGCAUCAAGGCCCUCAAGUCCGAAGUCGCCGCGCCCGUCGUCCCCAAGCCCGUCUUCCGGCUCAGGAGUGGAGGCCGGCUACUGUGUCAAGUUCGCCAUCGAUGGGCAUGUGGGUGCGGAAGCCAAGUUCUGGGGUAUGGGUCCCAGCGUCAAGGUCUCUUUCUGGACAUGGGAGUUCGUUUUGGCCCAGGCCGGGGACUCGUGCAAACCUGAGAAACGCUCCAUGAUUUCGAAGAGAGGGAGCAUCUCGAGUCUGAUGGCCAAAGUGAAAGGAAAGGCGGAGUGUCCGGCCAUCCCCCUGUCUGCAGCCAAAUCCUUUAUUAAGAAGACGCUGAUUGACCCCAAGAAGUGGAAACUCUUGUCGGGGAAUUGA
Pleurotus ostreatus (oyster mushroom) is the source of this 1887-nucleotide messenger RNA. RefSeq lists its product as uncharacterized. The record is from RefSeq and is a predicted model, not a curated record. The transcript has 14 exons. The coding region runs from base 1 to 1887 and encodes 628 amino acids. NCBI's taxonomy places the organism in Eukaryota, Fungi, Basidiomycota, Agaricomycetes, Agaricales, Pleurotaceae.